Molecule: messenger RNA, 719 nt
Organism: Ochotona princeps (American pika)
Lineage: Eukaryota; Metazoa; Chordata; Mammalia; Lagomorpha; Ochotonidae
Gene: ARL2BP
Product: ADP ribosylation factor like GTPase 2 binding protein
Exons: 6
Coding region: 146-616 (156 amino acids)
Biological process (GO): positive regulation of tyrosine phosphorylation of STAT protein; maintenance of protein location in nucleus
Cellular component (GO): mitochondrial intermembrane space
Source: RefSeq, a predicted model, not a curated record
UGAGCUAGAGCUGGCGGGAGUCCUGACCGUGGGUCAGAACCCGUCCUCCUCCUCUCCUCCACCACCUCCACCGGGAGCCCUGACCUAAUUCCCCUCCUGGCCAGUCUUCCACGCCAGCUUCUUGCUUGCAACGGGCAGGAGUGACAUGACAGCUAAGAUGCGCUCCUCGGCCUCGGAUGCAGAGUUUGAUGCUGUGGUUGGAUAUUUAGAAGACAUUAUCAUGGAUGAUGAGUUCCAGCUGUUACAGAGGAACUUCAUGGACAAGUACUACCAGGAGUUUGAGGACACUGAGGAGAAUAAACUCUCCUACACGCCGAUUUUUAAUGAAUAUAUUUCACUGGUGGAAAAAUACAUCGAAGAACAGCUGCUGGAACGGAUCCCUGGGUUUAACAUGGCGGCUUUCACGACCACCUUACAGCACCAUAAAGAUGAGGUAGCUGGUGACAUCUUCGACAUGCUGCUCACAUUUACAGAUUUUUUGGCUUUCAAGGAAAUGUUUCUGGACUAUAGAGCGGAAAAAGAAGGCCGGGGACUGGACUUAAGCAGUGGUUUAGUGGUGACUUCGUUGUGCAAAGCAACCUCUCUGCCAGCGUCCCAGAAUGACCUGUGGCACUAGGUCCCACCUCCACCCCAGUGAAUGGGCUCAUUCUGGACGUCACCGGCCCACAGGCUCCAAGCAGCUCCAGGCCAUGGCCACAGAAUACAUCUUGGAAAGACUG